ACAAUGGAUUGAUAUAGUUGAUAUAGAAAAGUGGCCUGGUAGAGUUUAGCUUUGUUAAAUCCUGGGUUUGUACUGAUGUUCAGUAAACUUUAUCCUGUGAGUCAGUGAACUUUCUCCUGAGUCCCCUUCAGUAGGGAGACAUAAUUUGUAACCAUAUUAAUAGCAGUUUGCUUUGAUUUAAGAUAGAAAGCUUGAUCUUUGUGCUCUUUUUUUAUGAUUUAAGCUGAAUGAAGUUGAGCUAGUUAAUAUUUGAUAAAAAUAUAGAAGUGACAUUUAGGGGGCCUUUCUUGUUGGAGUUUUCUGGUUUUUGUUGUUCUCCCUUUAAAUCCCAUCACAUUGUGUAAGAUUCAUGGGAUCGUAGUCAUAAUUGUCAAUUAUUUGGUAGCCAGUGACUGGACUUGGCAGCAAAACACUCGGUAAUGCUAAUUUCUUCAUAUGUCUGUAGUCAACAUGUUAGCUAUAACUGUUGUGUAAAUCUGUUUAGCAAAUCAAUAGGAGUGAUGAACGGAAUGCUUGGGAACGAACCAUUUCCAUCAGAUGGCAAUCUGAAGCUAUAUCGUUGUGAUGUCUGUGGGAGAAGCUUUGCACCAGAUGUUCUGGAAAGGCAUGGGCCAAUAUGCAAAAGACUUUUCAAUAAAAAACGUAAGCCUUUCAAUUCCUUGAAGCAAAGAUUACAGGGCACUGACAUUCUCACGGUCGCAAGGUCUUCCCCAAACAAGAUGCCACCCGUGAAGAAAUCUAAUUGGAGACAGCAACAUGAAGACUUUAUUAACGCAAUUCGAUCAGCCAAGCAGUGUACCUUGGCCAUUAAGGAAGGCCGUCCUCUUCCUCCUCCACCCCCUCCAACUAUCAACCCAGAUUAUAUUCAGUGUCCUUACUGCAUGAGAAGGUUUAAUGAAACUGCAGCAGCGAGACAUAUUAAUUUCUGCAAGGAUCAGGCAUCCCGCCGAGUUUUUAAUCCAGCCCAGACAGCAGCCAAAAUAGCAUCCAGAGCCCAGAACAAAGCUCAAAUGAUUCCCAAAAAAGAACCAACUGUAACAAGUGCUGUGGGAACAUUGCUUCAGAACAGGGCAGUGGACCCCUCGAGUGACCGCACUACCAAAGGAGGACCAUCCUCAGAGGCAAGAACUGGAUUAAAAGUCAAGAAGUCAACGAUCUCCAGAAAAAAUUAAGUCCUUUGAUCAAGACUGACCUGUACAGAAGAUCACUGGCCCCUCAGCAUCCUCUGUGGCUGCCUUCGUUUUAAGCAAGUAUUAGUUAAGGCCAAAGAACCACAGAUUUCCAUUUGCAUUCCUAUUAUUCAACUUGGAAUACCACUCAAAAUAUGCCUGUUUAAUUGUAAUGAUUAAAACAAUGACUUCAAAUUUU
Molecule: messenger RNA, 1368 nt
Organism: Trichosurus vulpecula (common brushtail)
Lineage: Eukaryota; Metazoa; Chordata; Mammalia; Diprotodontia; Phalangeridae
Gene: ZC2HC1B
Product: zinc finger C2HC-type containing 1B
Exons: 8
Coding region: 420-1172 (250 amino acids)
Source: RefSeq, a predicted model, not a curated record